AUGACCGUACCGGACCAUUUGCGCGCUUGCUUCAAUUUCAGUUAUCUCUUAUGGACGAGUUCGAGCAUUCCAGUAUUGGCGGAUGACUGGAUUGGUGAGGAAGUAACCGACGAGAGAAUUAGGAUUCCCGAGGAAUAUGAACUCGACAUGGACGAUGAGCACCAGGCGGUACCGAUCAAUACCUCAAAGAAGCCCAAGCGCAGAGAAUGGAAGCAUCAUCCUAUGGAACACGACUAA
Messenger RNA from Radiomyces spectabilis, 237 nucleotides. RefSeq lists its product as uncharacterized. The coding region runs from base 1 to 237 and encodes 78 amino acids. The record is from RefSeq and is a predicted model, not a curated record. The transcript is spliced from 2 exons. NCBI's taxonomy places the organism in Eukaryota, Fungi, Mucoromycota, Mucoromycetes, Mucorales, Radiomycetaceae.